Messenger RNA from Scomber scombrus (Atlantic mackerel), 500 nucleotides. Its product is annotated as calpain small subunit 1-like. NCBI's taxonomy places the organism in Eukaryota, Metazoa, Chordata, Actinopteri, Scombriformes, Scombridae. The record is from RefSeq and is a predicted model, not a curated record. Gene Ontology annotation, molecular function: calcium ion binding.
UAGUGAACUGGUUGAAGUGGGAGUGCCCUGCUGACUGAGCUGCUGCCUCUCUGUGUGUGUGUCUCUCUCUCCUCUCAGUGUGUCUUCACCUCUCUCACUCGUCUACUCGUCAGCCUCUCCUCUCUCUCUCCUCAGAGCAGCACAAAGUCUCAACAGCAAAAAUGUUUCUUGCAAAGAAUUUGAUCGGAGGGCUCAUCAACAUCGUGAGCAACAUCGACCCUGCUCAGUUUGUUCCUUCAGACCCUCCUCCUCCUCGCAGGCCGGUGAACUUUGCAGAAGCUCACGAGAAUGAAGAGGAGCAAAAGUUUCGGAAGGUUUUCAAGCAGCUGGCCGGAGAUGACAUGGAGGUGAGCCCCACUGAGCUGAUGAACAUCCUCAACAGAAUCAUUUCCAAACACGAUAGCCUGAAGACUGACGGUUUCAGCAUCGAGUCCUGCAGGAGCAUGGUCGCUGUCAUGGACAGUGACAGCACGGGGAAACUGGGCUUCCACGAGUUUAAA